Toxotes jaculatrix (banded archerfish) is the source of this 2663-nucleotide messenger RNA. RefSeq names its product ATG16 autophagy related 16-like 1 (S. cerevisiae) (gene atg16l1). Gene Ontology annotation, cellular component: autophagosome membrane. Gene Ontology annotation, molecular function: protein binding. Gene Ontology annotation, biological process: autophagosome assembly; negative stranded viral RNA replication. Lineage: Eukaryota; Metazoa; Chordata; Actinopteri; Toxotidae. The transcript is spliced from 21 exons. The coding region runs from base 222 to 2084 and encodes 620 amino acids. The record is from RefSeq and is a predicted model, not a curated record.
UGACCCGUCGGAGCCAAGAUGGCGCUGAGUUGGAGCGAAUUAGAGGAAGAAGCUGAUGUCGGUUAACGAGACAAACGGAACUGUUUAACACCGACAGCACCGAAGUAACAGCACCGAGGUUAACGAGGAGGUGUCAGAAAAAAGCGCCACAACCCGGAACCCCGUUAGGUAGUAAGCUGAAAGGAACUGUUGCAGCGGCAAAGCCGAUGGUGUAGGUGGUGAUGGCGGAGCGGCGGGUGGAGUGCACAUGGAAGAGACACAUCUCGGAGCAGCUGAAGCUCAGAGACAGAGUGCAGAGGCAGGCGUUUGAGGAGAUCGUCCUCCAGUAUAACCGUCUGCUGGAGAAGUCAGACCUGCAGGCUGUUCUGUCAGAGAGAUACCAGACUGAGAAAUAUGACGUGCAGCGAGGACACGAGGCCAGUUCGGGCGCGGACUCGAGUCGCGGCGACACUCUGCAGCAGGAAAUGGCUCAGAUGAGAAUCAAACACCAGGAGGAGCUGACAGAGCUCCACAAGAAGCGAGGAGAGCUGGCUCAGAGUGUGAUCGAACUGAACAACCAGAUUCAGCAGAAGGACAAAGAGAUCCAGACCAACGAGGCCAAGAUGUUGGAGUAUCAGCAGCAGAUUGUCGGUCUGGAGGGAGACUGUCGGGAGCUGAGGAGCAGCCUGCAGGACCUGGAGAGGGCCAACCAGACGCUGAAGGACGAGUACGAUGCCCUGCAGAUCACCUUCUCUGCUCUGGAGGAAAAACUGAGGAAAACCACAGAGGACAACCAGGAACUGGUGACUCGAUGGAUGGCAGAGAAAGCUCAGGAGGCCAACAGGCUGAACGCUGAGAACGAGAAGGACAGCAGACGCAGACAGGCCAAACUGCAGAAGGAGCUGGCGGACGCUGCCAAAGAACCUCUGCCCAUCGACCCGGACGACGACAUCGAGGUUCUGGCUGAGGACGGAGGGAAGGGCGGGGGGGAGACCUCACCGAACAGGCCGCUCAGCAGAACUCCCAGUAAGAAAGUGUCUCAGCCGCCCCCUGGUGGUCUGCUGGACUCCAUCUCCAACAUAUUUGGAGUGUCUGAGUGUGUUCAGCCUGGACUCCACCCACCACACACCAGGCGUCGAACUGCCAACUCUUUCAGCGCUUCGCCUGAAAACGCAGAGGCUCCGUCGGGAGUGUGUGCGGAGGUUCGAGUCCCGUCCACAGCUCUGCAUGUGUUUGAAGCCCAUGACGGCGAGGUGAACGCUGUCAGGUUCAGUCCAGGCUCUCGUGUCCUGGCCACAGGAGGGAUGGACCGCCGGGUGAAGCUGUGGGAAGUUAUCGCAGGUCGCUGUGAGCCUAAAGGAGCUCUGACCGGCAGCAACGCAGGAAUCACCAGCAUUGAGUUUGACAGCGCUGGUUCGUACCUGCUCGCCGCCUCUAAUGACUUCGCCAGUCGGAUCUGGACUGUGGACGACUACAGGCUGAGGCACACCCUGACAGGUCACAGUGGGAAGGUGCUGUCGGCCCGUUUCCUGUUGGACAAUGCUCGAAUCGUCUCUGGGAGCUACGACCGGACGCUUAAACUGUGGGACCUCCGCAGCAAAGUCUGUAUGAAGACGGUAUUCGCCGGUUCCAGCUGUAACGACAUCGUCUGCACGGAGCAAUGCGUCAUGAGCGGACACUUUGAUAAGAAGGUCCGGUUCUGGGACAUCAGAGCGGAGAGCAUAGUGCGGGAGCUGGAGCUGCUGGGCAGAGUGACGUCUCUGGACCUGAACCACGACCGAACCGAGCUGCUCACCUGCUCCAGAGACGACCUGAUCAAAAUCAUCGAUCUGCGAACCAACGCCGUCAGACAGACGUUCAGUGCUCAGGGCUUCAAGUGUGGAGCCGACUGGACCAGAGUCACCUUCAGUCCGGACGGCAGCUAUGUGGCUGGAGGGUCGGCCGACGGAGCUCUGUACGUGUGGAACGUCCUGACCGGGAAGGUGGACCGGACUCUGGACCGGAACCACAACUCUGCCAUCAACUCGGUGUCAUGGUCGCCUUCAGGAGCCUACGUGGCCAGCGUGGAGAAAGGCAGCAAAGCUAUCCUGUGGUCUGACAUGUGAUUGGCUGAACCGCGUCGCCGCUGGACGCCGACAGAGACAAGGACGGUCAAUCAGCAGCUGGACGAUGAAAUGUUUGGAGCUCGUCUUUGUGUUGUUGUUGUUGUUGUUGUUGUUGACGGUCUGACAGGAGGAGCGGAGCUGACGCGGUGGAUCUGAGAGGAAACCUGCCUUCGUGUUUAAACGACUUCAGUCGCGUUUACCUGUUUUCUGUUUGGGUUCAGAACGUUUAAUGUUCCUCAGUGUUUUUUUAAUUGUGUGACAGUGAAACAACAAACUGCCCUCACACAGUUUACUGAGACAGACUCCGUCCAGCUGACGGUACACAGGACAGCUGGCGGCGAGCGGGAACACGACCGGACCGUCCUCACCUGUGUGUGUCUGUGUGUGCGUUCCAUACGGCGAAACACUGACACAGACUGACGGAGGACGAGUGUCUUUGUUCAGCAGGUACAGAGCUAAAUAAAGUUUGAGUUUUGAAUCGUUUAAACAGAAACUGAAACGUUUUCAGCUCUUUGGAUGAACGAGCCCAUCAGAUGGCGCCCAGAUGUUUUCUGACAGGAAAUAAAAAACAUGUCUGUG